Messenger RNA from Aspergillus sclerotioniger CBS 115572, 981 nucleotides. Its product is annotated as AHA1 family protein. Bases 1 to 981 code for a protein of 326 amino acids. The transcript is spliced from 4 exons. Lineage: Eukaryota; Fungi; Ascomycota; Eurotiomycetes; Eurotiales; Aspergillaceae. Gene Ontology annotation, biological process: protein folding; positive regulation of ATP-dependent activity. The record is from RefSeq and is a predicted model, not a curated record. Gene Ontology annotation, cellular component: cytosol. Gene Ontology annotation, molecular function: protein-folding chaperone binding; ATPase activator activity.
AUGGUUCUUCACAACCCCAACAACUGGCACUGGGUGAACAAGGACGCCUCUGGCUGGGCCAAGGCCUACCUUAAAGAGCACCUCUGUGUCCUCUCCGUGGAGGAAAAUGGAGCCUCCGCCAAGAUUUCCUCACUGCUGACCAUGGAUGGCGAUGUAGACGUCAGUCAGAGAAAGGGCAAGGUCAUCACCCUUUUCGAUGUCAAAGUACAACUGGAGUAUGAAGGUAAGACUAAGGACGAGGAGUCCGUUAGUGGAACUAUUACCAUCCCCGAGGUUGCCCACGACACCGAGGAAGAUGAGUACGUCUUCGACAUUGAGAACCACUCGGAUUCUUCUUCCAAGCAGCCCGUGAAGGAUUUGGUCCGCUCCAAGCUCGUUCCCCAACUCAGACAGGAAUUGGCCAAGCUUGCUCCUGCCCUGAUCGCUGAGCACGGCAAGGAUCUCCAGCAUGCCCCCGGGGUCAACCCUUCUAGCGGCUUCACUGCCCCCAAGUACCACCCUCAGACCAAGAAUGAGUCCCCCGCUCCUCAGACCACUACCACUACCACCACGGACAAGGUCGCGGUCAACACUACUACCGUGACCGGCUCGGACGAGUUCCGCACCACGGCCGAAGAGCUCUACAACACCUUUACUGACCCCCAGCGCAUUGCUGCGUUCACCCGCGGAGCCCCCCGUCAGUUUGACGGCGCUCACGUUGGUGGAAAGUUCGCUAUCUUCGAUGGCAACGUCAACGGCGAGUACGUUAAGCUCGAGGCUCCUACCUUGAUCGUGCAGAAGUGGCGCUUGGCCCAGUGGCCCGCCGGCCACUUCAGCACGCUGGAGAUCAAGUUCGACCAGAACGAUGUCGACGGCGUGACUCAGAUGCGCGUGACCUGGACCGGUGUUCCUAUCGGCCAGGAGGAUGUCACCAAACAGAACUGGGACAUGUACUACGUCCGGAGCAUCAAACAGACUUUCGGGUUUGGCACUAUUCUCUGA